AAAAAAUACUAGUAUUAUUACCAGUAGUAUCGGCCAUUGAAAUAGGUCUGCUGAAAUGGGAGAUGGGAAUGACAUGAUGUGGGGCCAUUUACCCCUUCUGUUGAGAGCGAGCUCCAAAGAGUCGGUGGAAUACAUACUCGAAGCCCUGUGGCGCACCCGCCGCACUGGCCUUGACGCCGCCGACCGGCAAAUCUUUCGCGAUAUCCUUCAGCUGCCCCCAAACGAUUCCAACCUCGACCCUCUAUUAGUUUGCCUACGAGUAUUGAUUAGGAGGUGUGUUCAUGAUAAUAUUGAUAGAGAUGAGAUUCAGAAGUUGUUUCCUGCUCAAGUCCUGCCUGAAUUGCAAAGAUUGUUGACUCUUUUACUGCAAAAGUUUCAAAAGGAAUGGCGAGAGGAUGUAGCAAAAGACCAGGUGACUUUGCCUCGUCUAAAAUCAAUGACAUGGAACACGAUGAAUGAGGAACAAACAGAACUUACAGCAGUUAUCAACAUGAUGCUUAAUAGCGAUGCACGGGCAAACUCGGAUGAAAGGGAUCUCAAGUUUCAUUUGGUAAAAGGGAGAAAUGGGAAACAGACACCUGAGUCAGAAUUCUAAUAUCAUUAUAGAUUAGGUUCCAAUGUUCCCCAAUGAUCAAGCACAACCUAGCCGAAUUGAACAGUUGAUGAAGCAACUACUUUGUGAGAAAGCAACUCUCCCGAAGUUGUUGCCAGCGCAAACCGUGGUGGAACUUGUUCCUCCUCCUAUAGUUCUUCUACACCUAUGUUCCUCUUCCAACACCUACACCUACCCUCUCCUUUACAUGCACUACCUGCUCGUCUCUACUCUCUCAACGAGGACUCUAGGGUUGGUCAAAGAUGAGGUUAUAUUGACUAGCGAUGAGAUGAGAGCGAGACGAGGGACCUUCCUGUGGAAGAUGAGAAGGUGGUCAGCAAGCGGCAUGGUGUCGUUUGACGCUUGGCAGGCAAAGGUGAAGUCGAUUUCUUCUCCUCAUGGUUUUGACUUUUCCAUGGUUAAGCGGAUUACCAAGAUGUCGAAGAAAGUCUCUACAGAUAUACUUUAUGGUGUGGUGAAGGUCUCUGGCGGGCACACAAUCCAAGCGGGGCCGAGUUUAAACAUCACUUGGCCA
Messenger RNA from Striga asiatica, 1127 nucleotides. Lineage: Eukaryota; Viridiplantae; Streptophyta; Magnoliopsida; Lamiales; Orobanchaceae. The record is from the annotation of a GenBank genome assembly.